This is a messenger RNA of Ostrea edulis (European flat oyster), 7170 nucleotides long. RefSeq lists its product as uncharacterized. The record is from RefSeq and is a predicted model, not a curated record. Lineage: Eukaryota; Metazoa; Mollusca; Bivalvia; Ostreida; Ostreidae. The transcript has 3 exons. The coding region runs from base 2856 to 3869 and encodes 337 amino acids.
AUGAAAAUUUUAAAAUAUGGUAAUUCUUUUAAAUAUCCUUUGCUCACAUAUUUUUGAAUGAGCAAAAGUAAGUAUAUAAAUUUGUGAUGAAACUCUAUUCUUACUCGGGGCAAAGUUGCACUCAGAUGAAUACAUGUAUGAGACAGAGACAAUUUUUGUGAAAAUGGUCACUGACGUUUAGACCCACACUCCCUUUGAUCCACUCCCUUUAUUUUAUUGUGAUUAACAUAUUUCCUGUAAAUUCGUGAAUUGUAUGUCUGGUCUGCUAUAUCCACUUUUUCUUUUCAAAUGCCGUCUUGCACUUUUAUUAACUCUUUAGUUGUACAGUUUAGUUACACGGGUUAACACCACUUAAUGCCCAUGCAAUGUGAGUUCAAAGGUCAGGUGCCUGUGUGUAUAAACUGGUUAUACCUAGUUCAAAGUUGUGGAAAAAGAGACAGACAGACAUAUCAAACGAUCGUCAAUGUCAACAAAUAAAGUUAUUUCUGUCUCCAUGGCCUGUGCAGAUAAAUCACCCUGCCAUUCGCUCGUGAGUGAAAGUUAUGAAAACCCUGUUGUGUACAUCUAAUGAUUCCUCUAGUACGAAUUAUCAGAGACUUUUAUCAUACAAAUACCUUCACGUAAACGUAUACACAAUCUUUGUUGAUUAAACAAUAAAAUGCUUUCUUGGUUGUUUCAUCGGGUGAUGAAGGUAGCUAGCAUUGCCGAAAAAAUGCAUAUAUACCCCGCGUAAGCAGUUAGGCAAAUUUUUCUGCAAUGAUUGUUGCCUUCAUCACCCAAUGAAACAACAAAGAAAGACAUUUUAUUGUUUAUAUUCACAUUUUUAUGCAUUAUUUAAAAAUAUAAACUAGAAUUAAGAUCUAAUAUGUAUCAUAUGGUUGACCCAUUUAAUUGUUACGUUAAUUGGAACAGCCAAUGCACUCUUUGACCUUGAUGACACUCCAUAUUUAAUAAUGAUUUUGGCAGACAGGUGGUACUAGAAAACCGGAUCGAACUAGUUUGCAACAAACAUGUCUUUAUUGCAUGAUGAAAACAAUGUCAAUUUCGAAAGAUUCAGUGAAUGAGCCGUGCUACAUGUAUAUCUCUAUGACUAGCAACCUUGACCUUGUCAAUAGUUUUUGAAUAUUUUUGUGGACGAAAAAUAUUUUAACGAACAAUGGUCAUUAAUCUUUUUCCUGUUUCAAUGAUUAGUGGAUACCCAGCCAAACUUUGAGACAUUUAACAAUUCUUUGUGUUGAGUCGUAUUAUGUAAACAGGUUUCUUAAAGUAGGACAAAAGAUUCCCGUCAUUAGACUUAACCUUGACUUCCUUCAUUAGACCAUGACUUUGACCUCCCUUAUUAGAUUAUUACUUUGAUUAUCGCUGUUUAAAGAUCAAGUUACUGUUUUCUCUGUUUCAAGUAAGUUAGAAAAUCACUUGAUUACUGUUUUACGCCGCAAUGGAGAAUGUUUCAGUUGAUAAAGAGACGUCUCCAGUUGUAAAUGAACUACAUAAUUGUACAUUUUGACCUAUGGAGCUCGGUGCCGUGACAGCGAGGAUUCGUUAUCUAACGCCUACUUUGACACGUCCCCGUUUUUAAGUCAUGUCCGAAUGACCCGUGACUUUCACUUUUAACACCAGACGCUUUAAGAAGGAAAAGUCACUGUCUAUGGGAAACUUCGGUUCACACCCGAGUACGAACUCGGGCUACCCAAGCUCCAGUCGAACGGAGAGAGUAUCAACUCUUAUAUGACGUAUUUUGAUAUUUGCAUGAGGGUAUAGCGUGGUAGCACUACAUGGUAGGUCUAGCAAGGGUACCGCGCAUUUUUCAAACGAUGGAUGUGAUCGGUAAAAUUAGUAUUCUACACGGGAGUAAGAAAGAACACUGGAAUAUUUAUCUUACUACAAUUUAACUCGGGUGUGUACCGAAGUCGUCCCAUUGAUAUACAAUUUGGUGAUCGGGUGUUAACCGAUAUCUACAUAUAUAUUUUAUAUUUACAUCCUUCAGGCUUGUAAUUUUAUUUAUUGCAUUUCCCUGUAUGUGGGAGUCAGCAAGAUACAACAGCGGACGUUGUGAUAUCAGUGUGAUUUUUGUGACACAAAUGAGGAAACCACUCAUGUGGGAAUAUAAAUACAUUUAAAGGAAAACUGCCCAGAGCAAGUGUCAUUUUACUAAAAAAAAAAAAGAUUCUAGGGCCUAUAUGUACAAGGAAACGAUGUGCAUUAUAUACGUAUAGCCCGGAAGUAAUAUUGAACUGUACAAAGAGAGAUAAUUUGUCCUUCACAAGGAAGACGCGUUCUUUGUACAAGAGAUAAUUCUGGGUAGUAUAAAUGGUUUUUAAUUAGAAUUGAUAAAGUGGAUUUUAUCAUACAAAAGUAGAAACCAUAUCAAUAUGAUAGUCAUAUAGUUUCUACUUUUUUUGCCACAGUCUUGAUUGAUAACAUUGAUUUUAAGUAAAGAAAACUUGUUAAAGGAACUCAUUCAACACGCGUUUUGAAAUCUCUGAUCUAUACUGAAAACCACCGUUCCGCAUAAAUGAGAGAAAUUGAGAGAAAUUGUUUAUCGACAAUUACGCGCAUUUUGUCGACGUGUUGAGAUAUGUAUUAACCUUAUCCACUACCGGUCAAUAUAAUCAAUGGUCAGAGGCUACCUGUCACUAUAAUCAAUGGACAGAGAGUACCGGUCACUAUAAUCAAUGGACAGAGAGUACCGGUCACUAUAAUCAGUGAACAGAGAGUACCGGUCACUACAAUCAGUGGACAGAGAGUACCGGUCACUAUAAUCAGUGGACAGCGAGUACCGGUCAAUAUAAUCAAUGGACAGAGAGUACCGGUCAAUAUAAUCAAUGAACAGAGAGUACCAGUCACUAUAAUCAAUGGACAGUGAAGAUAUCAUCGUUGCUGCAUCUGUCAUCAGUGGUGUUGUCAUCGUCAUCGUCAUAACCGUCCUCAUUAUUCUGCUGCACGUCAGAAAGAAACAGAAGAUACACACGCAGGAGUUGUUACCCAGCAUUCCCGAGAAUGACAAAAACACCUCUACACAGACUUCCGAUGAGAAACCACGCCCCUUUAAUGAUGACAAGGAAUCGUGCAAAUCAAGUCGCAGUUCUAGCGAGGACUCCACGGCGAGUGCUUCGAAUUCUGAGGAUGAUCAAGUUGAAGUCUUCGUCAAUUCCGAUACACCCUUCAUUCGAGAAAAAGUUGGACUCUUGACAUCCCAGAAAAACAACAGCGCAGAAGUAAUAAAUAUAGACCCAAGUAUCGAGUCCACCACAAUACCCAAUCAACACAAUAACUCUAAUAACGAAAUCAAAACUAAAGUUGUCAAGAAAGUGACAAUAAAAAGUAACGUUGAAGGCAAUCACAGCGGGAAUCGACAGAAAGCGGAAGUGACAUCAUCAACGAUAAAUAAAAGAUAUCCUCGACCCUCAACUAGAAAAUCCAAAACAAGAUCAGGAGAAUUGAACAUGGAUUCAAAUGACGUCACAGUGAGAAAGAAACACAAGGACUCAGCUGUAUGCAAACCCGAACUUAAAAAGGCAUACAGUGUAAGUAAGUUAUACAAUACACAAUCUUCUGCAGACUCUAACGACACGGGUACCCGAAACAAGUAUUGCUUCGAGUUAAAAAAAUGUAAGUGUGAAUUUCUAAAACUUGUGGUAGACCAGCCUCGAACUCGUAAAAGACGGAAGGUAUCAAACCAACGCCGAAUGCUGGAGCGAGACAUUAAAGUGCUCUUGGAGGAUCCAUUUUUACGGAAACACUUGUCAGGAGGGUUGAUGGACUACCGGAUUGCCAUACCAAAACUGAGGUUUCCCCAUCCUUCCCGUCACAGAAGAAACCGAUCGAAGAGACGACCCAAGAGUGCACAGAGCAUGUCCAAAAUUUGAAUAGAUAAUAAUAAAAAAAAUAAAUAAAUAAAUAAAAAAUUUCUCCUACAUUUUAAAAUUUAGAAUUGAUAUGAUCGAGAUAUCAUUAUUCCCACAUAUCAUUUCAAGCAUGACUUUAGAGCAUAAAAAAUAAUCCAUCUGCAUAACAUGUACAUAAAAUUUGUCCUCGUGGCUUUGCUUUUACAUAUGUACAACUUCCUAGAUACUUGUGUGUGGUCAAGUUUAAAAGAUUUCCACAAUGAUUUUACAUUUUGUGUAAAAUAAAACUUCAAGUCAAAAAUCGAAUUUGAUCAACUGAUCACUUGAAUUUGCCCCAUCCUACCUCCCAUUUUCGUGAUUCAGACAAACUUGAAUCAGCACUACCUGCGGGUGAUUGUAUACCAAUCAUCAACUUGUUCUUGUGAAGAGGAUUUUCAAAUUAUCUCCCUUAUGAUCGUUAUAACGAUGUAGUUUGAAAAUACAACCCAUCAUUGGGUCAAAUGCUGUUUUACGCGUUUCAUUCAGGUUGUUAGACCGUUCUUGGCGGACUGAUUUUGACUUCGGAUAACUCCGUUUACCUGAUAAAGAUAUAGGGCUCACGGAGAAUGGGACCAGUCGACAGGGGACGCUUGCUCCUUCUAGGCACCUGAUCCCACCUCUGAUGUGACCAUGUUUCAAUUUCCUUUUAUAAUAAAUUUAUUCGAUAUUUAUCUUUUCUGACAGGUUUUUUUUUUGGAAGAAUUUACCCGUGGAUUUAACAAUUAUCAGCAAAUAGCGUUUUCAAUUUUCAUAUAUAUAUUUUUUUUAUCAGAACGUUUAUAUCUGAAUCUUUUAGGCAUGAUUUAUUCGAUAUUCAUAUCAUGCACCAAAUCACAGCGAAAUUUGGACUCCAGAAUCUCAUAUUAUUCCAGGGGAAAAUCAUACUUCAUAAGAAGUGUAUCAACGAGCCAUUAAAUAAAAUUUUGGUGUAAUGAGCUACCUUCAAUAGAAUCUUUUUUCUUUACUUUCUCCCCUGGGAAGUGGGAAGACCCUUCAUUUGAAGAAUUUGUAAUACCUUUUACAUGUACUGAUGGACAUUCAUUACUAAGUUGGUUGAAACUGGCCUAGUGGUUCUUGAGAAGUUGAAAAUGUGUAGUUUACAGACAGACAGACAGACAACAGGUUUUAUAGCUCAGGUGAGCCAAAAAUGAAAGAGAUCGUAGUGUCAACAAACAUUUUAUUCAACGACAUUUUUAAUGAAUGAAAACUCGUAUUUCAUUGAAAAGUACACUGCGUGUGUGGCUGAUCAACACAACUAACAAUAACUUAAAACUUUUGUAACAUUUAAAACAUCGAUAUAUUACUACACACGUGUAUGUACACAUAAUAUUAAGAUGCCUGCUCCUCUAAAACGCUUCUUAAAACAUAAAAUGGUCAUAUAUCUUGAUUUAAAUCACGAAAAAAGUGUAUAAUUUAAUUACCCAACUAUAAAAAAUCAUGAACAUCUUGAGUAUAGAAAAAUUAAAAUGCCACUGUCUUAUAAUAUAAACAACAGCAUCAAUUCUGCCUCACGGUGCAAGAAAUUCAUAUAAAUUAACAACUUCUCAAAUUCACUCAGGUACACUUUUCGUGAAUAUACAGAAAGUAUUAUUAUAAUUCUUUUUAUCUAAAUUUACAAUAAAAAAUAUACAUGUAUUUCAAAAUGUCCCUUUCUCAUGAUUUUCUAGAUGUGUCUGCAUUCUAGUCAGACACACAUGUAUAUAAACCAGAUAGCUGCAACUCCUACCAGGAAUAGUACCCACCGAGUGACGUAACGGCAGAACACAAUUUAAUAUGUAUAGGUGUUACAAACACACAUAAAUACAUAUAUGUAUGAGUGUUAUGAUUCUCUUUAUUGCUAUGUCAGUUGAAUUUAAACAUACAACACAAAAGAGAUUAUUGACCGAAGUAUUAAUUCUUUUGAAAAUAAGAUUUUGCAUAUAAAUUUGAAUAAUAUUGAUAAAAAUAAAGAUCUUUGACAAUCUAUUGCUAGCUAAAUAUUAUUCUUUGGAGAAAAAAAAAUUGUUGCAUAAAAAAAAUUAAAGAUGGCCAACUCAUACACCAUUAGGAGAUUUAAGGAGUAUAUUCUGUUGGUAUAUGAAAACACAGACUGAUAUGACAGGACCCAUACUAGGGUCCAUAAAGGAUCAUCACAUUGUAAAAUGUACACAACAAGUCAUAUAACCUCACUUAAAAAAUCAAUCAGUUCAUGAAGAAAACAAUUCAUCCUCAUUUAUUAUAAAUGAUAUGUUACACAUUUAUUGUACUACCCACUGUUCAGUAUAUCGUUACAGCUUGAAAUUCCCAAUUACACUCUGUACAAAUCAACAAUGGACAUUCUGUAGUCUUUUAUGAACUGAAAUCAUAUCGUAGCACACAGUAAAUACAGGUGCCUGUUUAAAUCCACAGUACUACCAAUCUGUUUAUAGAAAGGGGAAAAAAAACAAAACAAAAAUAAAGUUUUGUAGGAGAGUUUCUAAAUAAAAUAUAAAUAUGGGGAAAAAACAUGAAUACGAUUGCUCUCAAGAGAUAACAUGUGCUCUAGAUGAGGGGUUCUGAUGGUUUAGUGCUCCAGCACUGGAUCAGACAGGUGGACUGUUGACAUGGUGGUACUCUGGGUACACCUGUACUGCUGCAUACCCUACCGGGAGGAAGGACAGGAUUAUGCUGACCGCCGCCAAGAACAGGAAGAAGACGACGGUGGCCAAGCGGAGGUUUUUACUGGCCGUGCCCCACUCGGGUAUGUGCUCCCAGACCUUGGACACGAUUGUGUCACGUAGGCUUCUAUAAAACACAAAACCAUGAAAAUAGCAAACUUCUACAAAUAAAAUAUUACUCGUAGUUAGGUACACUGUUUUCUUGUUUGGGAUUUCCAAAUAUUUAUUUACAAAUACAACUUCAUGAUUAUAUCAUAAAAGUAUCUGCCAAAAAUCCCAAAAUGUUAAAUUAAAGCUAUCGGUACACAAAAUGUUAAAUUAAAGCUAUCGGUACACAAAAUGUUAAAUUAAAGCUAUCGGUACCCAAAAUGUUAAAUUAAAGCUAUCGGUACACAUUUAUACAAAAGAUCAUGAAGCCCAGAGACUACCAUGCUGACUAGUCAUCUUCCUCUGAACUCUCAUUCAUUAUUUCAUAUACAUGUUCACCAAACCCAUCGUCAGAUAUCCAUGGCUGAUCUCGUCUUCUAGACUUCUCGUCUUCUAGACAAGAUUAGGCGUGGGUAUCCGACGAUGCACCGACCCAAACCCCUUAAAAAUUGAAAUAAGAUUCAGUUAAUUAUUUACAGAGGUAUACCCCUCAGCAAUAU